Molecule: messenger RNA, 579 nt
Organism: Peronospora matthiolae
Lineage: Eukaryota; Oomycota; Peronosporomycetes; Peronosporales; Peronosporaceae
Source: the annotation of a GenBank genome assembly
AUGGUUUUAAAACCGAAGCGAGUUGCUACUACAGCAACAAGUAAGGCUGCUGCACGCAUGCGUGCAGCCGCGGAAAGUGCCUCUCACACCUCAGCAGCAGGUGAUUUGUUGCCUGCUGCUGUGAACAGUCCACGUGGUGAGUCACCACGUGCGACAGGUACAUCCGCUGCGUCUGCAGCGGAUACCGCGAAUCGUAAUCCAUAUGAGUCUGAAAUAGAGUUCAUCUAUUCUGGCGAGUCGGAUGAUGUAUUCGACGCAAAGGCGACAUCGCAUGCCUCCGGAUCAUCCGGGGCGGAUACUGCAAGAGCCAGGUUGACUGGCUCAGGUCAACGUAGCGGCUUCAUGCUCGAUAUCUUCGGAUUAAGCGAAUAUUCCGACGAAUCCUCGGUUCACGCGAGUCCAUUCAGCGAUAGGAUGCGUGGAGAUGGUGGUGAUGCACCUAUACAUCACCAUGAGCGAAGUAACUCGAGAGAUCGAGCUGUCGCUGGUGUCAGUGCUUAUGCUGACACCAAUCAAGAGGCCAGGGACCGAAAUGUCCUGCGCCACGCUCCUCAAGUGGAGUCUCCUUGGAUGCCGUAA